AUGAGCUCAGCCGAGAUCCCUCGAAACGAUUCAACGUGUUCGGACAAGACUCUCGCCCCUUCCUCUAGUAACGAUCCUGCCAAUGGCGAUGUGACCGAUCAACACAAGGUCAAGUUGAGUCAAAGUAGGAAAUGGGGUUUGUUGGCGAUUUUCAGUGUCGCUCAGUACCUUGACUUGUCAGCUGUAGCUGGGUUAUUCAUAUUUACCGAUCCUAUAUCUCGAGAUCUCGGUAUACUAUAUGAAUCUUCCACAUGGAUCGUUACCGCAUACAUCGUGACUUUCGCAUCCUUCCUCUUAUUUUUCGGUCGCUUGUCAGACCUCUUCUCCGCCAAACCAGUGUUCACAUGGAGUUUCUUCAUACUCGGUGUCCUCAACUUGAUCAUCUCAUUCAUGAAUGACCAAUACGCUUUUUUCGUGCUGAGAGCUUUAGCAGGCAUUGCAGGUGCAGGUACUAUCCCUUCAGCAUUCCGAUUGAUCGUAUCGAUAUUCGAACCAGAAGAGCUCAACGUCGCAUUUACGAUUUUCGGUCUCAGUGCGGCCAUAGCAAAUGGUACGGGACUGAUCAUAGCGGGUUUGUUCGGAUUCAUCACUGCAGGAGGUCAACAAUCAGCUUGGAGGUGGUUUUUCAGGAUGUUCGCCAUCAUCUGCAUUCCAUUCUCCUUACUAGCUCUGGGGUUAGUGCCCAAGAUCAAAGGUGAAAGUGCCACUGGAACAUCUACGAGAGAAAAAUACAAACGAUUAGAUAUGGUCGGCACACUCACUAUGCUCUUCGCCAUCAUCCUCAUCAUCCUGGGAUUAACCCUAGGAGCAAGUUAUGGAUUCAAAUCUGCCAAAUUCAUCGUUCCUUUCUUAUUAUCUUGGCCGUUGUUCAUUGCAUUCUUCAUUUGGGAAUCUAGACUACCUGAAGAAUACGCUUUGAUCCCUUCCUCCUUCUGGAAAAUCAGAAAUAUGAAGGUUGUUAUGGCACUUGCAUUAGGUGGAUUCACUUGGUGGAAUAUGUAUCAGUUAGUAUUGGUCGAGAGAUUCCUCAAAGUGUUCGGAGAAUCACCAAUCAUUGCUGCGAUCCGGAUUUUCCCAUCGGGGAUAGCUGCCGUCGCAGUCGCAAUGGUGAUGCCCAGAUUACUAUCUACUUUCAAGGUUCAGUCUUACAGAUGGAUCAUCUCUUUCGGAUCGAUCAUUGCUGCUUCCACCUAUUUACUCAUGAUCUAUUCCAAAGGAGAGAUAUACGAUAAUGCUUAUUGGAGGUGGAUCUUACCUGCUUUGUUGGUUGGAAGUGCAAGUGCCAUGGCUGUCUAUCUAGGUACAAAUAUCACCGUGAUGACUUCGGUACCACCUUCCAUGUCCGGCGUGGCAGGUGCGAUCCUCCAAGUGUUCUUGCAAAUUGGCAAUGUCACUGGUUUAUCCGUCCAAGCUGGUUUCUUGACCUUGAAUGAAGGAAGUGUAACCAACUUUUCGAAUGUCCAAGCUUCAUUCUGGUUCGAAUUUGGCUGGUUGGUCUUGAACGCUUUGAUGGCAAUGAUUCUGUUCAAGAACAACAAAGUGGAAGAUGUCGAAGAGGGAAAGAAGGGGGAGAAUGAGGUAUCCAUGGUGAUCUGA
Kwoniella botswanensis is the source of this 1596-nucleotide messenger RNA. RefSeq lists its product as uncharacterized. Bases 1 to 1596 code for a protein of 531 amino acids. The transcript has 8 exons. The record is from RefSeq and is a predicted model, not a curated record. Gene Ontology annotation, biological process: transmembrane transport. Gene Ontology annotation, cellular component: membrane. NCBI's taxonomy places the organism in Eukaryota, Fungi, Basidiomycota, Tremellomycetes, Tremellales, Cryptococcaceae. Gene Ontology annotation, molecular function: transmembrane transporter activity.